AUGGACGCCUCCGCGAUGAACCCCGCGACCGCGCAAGCUUUCGAAGCGAUGAUGCAACAAAAGCAAAUGAAGGAUUUCAUGAACCUCUACACGAACCUCGUCGAGCGAUGCUUCAACACGUGCUGCAACGAUUUUACAAGUAAAGCACUUAGCUCAAAGGAGGUCAGUGGCCCAGAAGAGUGUGCGAUGAUGAUGAUGAUGAUGAUGAUGGCAAAAAGGGGGUGGGAAUGGGGGGGGGGGGGGGGGGCAAGUAUGCUGAUUGAUAAAGACCUUGGUUCUCGCGCCGAGUAGGACGCUUGCAUCUCGACUUGCGCCGACAAGUUCUUGAAACAUUCCGAGGUGAAUCAACACUACGCCCGUGAAGGACCGAUACCCCUCCAGUCCGUUCACUGAUUCUGAUUGCCCCGUCUUCAUCCCUACAGCGAGUCGGUCUGAGGUUCUCCGAGAUGAACGCCCAGAUGAUGGCCAAGCGAUAG
Molecule: messenger RNA, 476 nt
Organism: Microbotryum saponariae
Lineage: Eukaryota; Fungi; Basidiomycota; Microbotryomycetes; Microbotryales; Microbotryaceae
Source: the annotation of a GenBank genome assembly